UGCCAGCUAUACCCAGCCUGGCACCGAGCACACUGCCAGCUAUACCCAGCCCGGCACCGGGCACACUGCCAGCUAUACCCAGGUAGGGGCACUGCCAGCUAUACCCAGCCUGGCACCGAGCACACUGCCAGCUAUACCCAGCCUGGCACCGAGCACACUGCCAGCUAUACCCAGGUAGGGGGCACACUGCCAGCUAUACCCAGCCUGGCACCGAGCACACUGCCAGCUAUACCCAGCCCGGCACCGAGCACACUGCCAGCUAUACCCAGCCCGGCACCGGGCACACUGCCAGCUAUACCCAGCCCGGCACCGGGCACACUGCCACCUUUACCCAGCCUGGCACAGAGCACACUGCCAGCUAUACCCAGGUAGGGCGGCACACUGCCAGCUAUACCCAGCCUAGCACCAGGCACACUGCCAGCUUCACCCAGGUAGGGACACACUGCCAGCUAUACCCAGCCUGGCACCGAGCACACUGCCAGCUUCACCCAGCCCGGCACCGAGCACACUGCCAGCUAUACCCAGCCUGGCACUGAGCACACUGCCAGCUUCACCCAGGUAGGGGGGCACACUGCCAGCUAUACCCAGCCUGGCACCGGACACACUGCCAGCUUCACCCAGGUAGGGGGGCACACUGCCAGCUAUACCCAGACUGGCACCGAGCACACUGCCAGCUUCACCCAGGUAGGGGGGCACACUGCCAGCUAUACCCAGCCUGGCACCGAGCACACUGCCAGCUAUACCCAGCCCGGCACCGGGCACACUGCCAGCUAUACCCAGCCCGGCACCGGGCACUCUGCCACCUUUACCCAGCCUGGCACAGAGCACACUGCCAGCUAUACCCAGGUAGGGGGGCACACUGCCAGCUAUACCCAGCCUUGCACCGAGCACACUGCCAGCUUCGCCCGGCACCGAGCACACUGCCAGCUUCGCCCGGCACCGAGCACACUGCCAGCUAUACCCAGCCCGGCACCUAGCACACUGCCUGGUAUACCCAGGUAGGGGGGCACACUGCCAGCUUCACCCAGCCCGGCACCGAGCACACUGCCAGCUAUACCCAGCCUGGCACCGAGCACACUGCCAGCUUCACCCAGGUAGGGGGGUACACUGCCAGCUUCACCCAGCCUGGCACCGAGCACACUGCCAGCUAUACCCAGCCUGGCACCGAGCACACUGCCAGCUUCACCCAGCCUGGCACCGAGCACACUGCCAGCUAUACCCAGCCUGGCACCGGACACACUGCCAGCUUCACCCAGGUAGGGGGGCACACUGCCAGCUAUACCCAGCCUGGCACCGGACACACUGCCAGCUUCACCCAGGUAGGGGCACCGAGCACACUGCCAGCUUCACCCAGGUAGGGGCACCGAGCACACUGGCACUGGCACUGGGCACACUUCCAGCUAUUCCCAGGUAGGGGGGCACACUGCCAGCUAUACCCAGCCUGGCACAGAGCACACUGCCAGCUAUACCCAGGUAGGGGGGCACACUGCCAGCUAUACCCAGCCUGGCACCGAGCACACUGCCAGCUAUACCCAGCCCGGCACCGGGCACACUGCCAGCUUCACCCAGGUAGGGCGGCACACUGCCAGCUAUACCCAGCCCGGCACCGAGCACACUGCCGGCUAUACCCAGCCUGGCACCGAGCACACUGCCUGCUUCACCCAGGUAGGGGGGCACACUGCCAGCUAUACCCAGCCCGGCACCGAGCACACUGCCAGCUAUACCCAGCCCGGCACCAGGCACACUGCCAGCUUCACCCAGGUAAGGGCACACUGCCAGCUUCACCCAGCCCGGCACCGGGCACACUGCCAGCUUCACCCAGGUAGGGGGCACACUGCCAGUUUCACCCAGGUAGGGGCACACUGCCAGCUUUACCCAGCCCAGGAGUCAGGUAGGGGCAGCGGACCAGCUUUACUCUGCCCAGGAGCCAGAUAGGGGGCACAGUGCCAGCUUUACCCAUCUAUACCCAGCACCGAGCACACUUCAAUCUAUACCCAGGUAGGGGCGCACUGCCAUCUAUACCCAGCCCAGCACACUGACAGCUUCACCCAGCCCAGCAUCAAGCACACUGACAGCUUUACCCAGCUCAUGAGCCUAGUGCCAGCUUUACCCAGCCCAGGAGCCAGGUGGGAGGCUAGUGCCAGCUUUACCCUGCACAGGAGCCAGGUAGUGGCACAGUAUCAGCUUUAACCAGCCCAGGAGCCGAGCCAGGUAGGGGGCACAGUGCCAGCUGUACCAAGCCCAGGAGCCAGGUCGGAGCCUUGUGCCACCCUUACCUAGGCCAGGAGCCAGGUAAGGGAACACAGUGCCAGCUUUACGAUACCUAGGAGCCUAGUUCCAGCUUUACCAAGCUCAUGAGCCAGAUAGGGGCACAGUGCCAGCUUUACCCAGCCCAGGAUCCAGGUUGGAACCUAGUGGCAGCUUUACUCGGCCAAGGAGCCAGGUAGGGGCACAGUGCUAGCUUUACCCAGCCCAGGACCCAGCUAGCUUUACCCACAGUGCCAGCAUUACCCAGUCCGGGAGCCAAGUAGGGGGAACAGUGCUAACUUUACCUAGCACAGGAGACAGGUAGGAGCACAGUGCCAGCUUUACCCAGCCUAGGAGCCAUGUAGGGGCACACUAUAAAGGGUACAUUGCAGGGGUAAGGUAUAGGUGUAGUGCCUGCUUCAGUCUUUCUCAAGGGCAAGCUAGGGCUCUAAUAGCAGUAAAAUGCCCACAGUAGCAACAUAGAGGUAUAAUUUUAGUAUCCCCCGUAGAAGCUAGUUAGGGACACAGUUCCAGCUUUACCAUCCCAGAAGCCAAUUGAUAUUAAGUAGUUAUUAUGCCAGCUUUACCAAUCCUGAAAACAAGGUUAAUGUAUAAUGCCAAUCUGCCCACCAGGAGAAGGUGCCAGCGUUACUGUCCCAGGAGUAAAUUAGAAGUUUAAUGCCACUUAUAAGCACCCCAUUCGCUAUGUAGAGACACAGCGCCAGCGUCACCCUCCCCAGAGGUUUAGAACAUCUGAAUUCUUUAAAUAACAAGCCGGGGUGCCCGGUAUCUGCUCUGUAUUGUUAGAAUUAAGAGCACAGAUUAUCACCCUCAUAGACGGCAAAUUUCAGGCUACAUUUCCUGUCAAUUUAAAACAGCGCAAUUUUCCUUUUGGCAAAACCUUUUUUUUCUUUUUCCCCCCCCUGUUUCGAUUUGUGUUAUAUGCACUUAUUUCAUAUUAUCAUGCAGUGUGAUCUAUACAUCGGUGGAGCAGAUAGAAAAUAUAUUUCCCAAAUAAAAGCUGCUUCUUACUUGUAAUUCAGGGCAUGACAUUAGCUGGAUUGUAUAAUCGGCCUGGGUCUCUUGGAUCUGAUAUGUGGUUUAACAACCGGGAAAGAUCUUAUGCGUUUAAAUCCCCUGUAUGUGCUCAUGCACAUAUUAUGCCCAUAUUAUUCUAUCUGUCACCUCUUGCUUGGUUUAGAAUUAAGGGGUUACCCAUACACCGGCAUUGAUUGAUUGAAAAUUCACUUAUUCUUCAAGGUUUUAAGGGAACCUUGCAAGAAUCCUAUCCACUGCAGCCUGCCGUAGUGGUUAUGGUGUCAGCAGUGCCCAGACGCCAUCCAAUAGUAAACUGUCCAACCAUUUUAGCAUGGUUUGGCAAGUUACCUGGGCGCCCACGCCACAUCUGAUCUUCUGCAGGAGAAGCUGGAUGUGUUUCUGUUCAGCUUGCACGGGUGAUCUAGGACUGCCCUGAUAGGCUGCAGAGCUCAGCUGAUGCCCUCAGCCAAAUCUGCAAAGACUCUCAGUACAGCAUGAAUCAAAAAGGGUUAUAUAAUAAUUUUUUGUGCAUUGUAAGGUUUGACAAUUGCAAAGAAUUCCUGUUUUGCAAUAAGAAGUGUGUGUGUGUACGCCCCUUCGUUUAAGAGGAAAUACCAUCAUCUAGCAGGCACCUCCUUUUUGCGUUACUUGACUGCAUGCUAAUUGCCCUUGUUGCACCAUUCAAUCACCUGUUCCAUUUCUCCAGGUACCUUGUUGAAUGUUCUUAAUAAGCGGGUUAUGUGUGCAGAGAUUAUUAAAUCCAUCUCCCAGGAAUUUGCAAUGUCACGCUGUGCAGAAUAGCUCUCCAACGAAAUCUCGCCAAUCGUGCCAUGAGUUAAUUUUUCAGAAUAUUGUUUACAAGCUGUGAGCUUGUUCUGAGCAGGGUUCUCCCCACAUUCUGUUCCUAGAUAUAGACUGGUCCUAUUACAGAUACUUGUUCGUUAGCCCACUUAUUGUACAGCUCUACAGAACAUGUUGGUGCUUUAUAAAUUACAAUAACAAGCAGUGGGCAGAACAGUCUUAUACAUCAGAAACAUAGCACACGGCUGAACAAGGUUAUACAUAUCAGAAAAAUUGCAUUCUGCCGAACAAUAUUAUAUAGCUUAACCACCCCUCCUGCAGAACUAUAUUAUAUACCUUAACCACCCCUCCUGCAGAACAAUAUUAUAUAGCUUAACCACCCCUCCUGCAGAAUAGUAUUAUUUAGCUUAACCAGCCCUCCUGCAGAACAAUAUUAUACAGCUUAACCGCCCUUUCUGCAGAAUAAUGUUAUAUAGCUUAACCAGCCCUCCUGCAGAAUAAUAUUAUAUAGCUUAACCACUCCAUUCUGCAGGGCAGUUUAAUGCAAUUUUACCGCAGCAUUCUGUAGCAAUGUGUUGCGCAGCUCUGCUACAAAUAUGCAGCUUCAUCGUAACAUUCUCCAUCACAUAUACAGCUUCAACAUGUAUACAGCUUUCACAUGGCAUUCUGCAGCACGAUGUUUUAUUCAUGUUAUACAGUGUUAUAGAGCACAGCCGUGGCAUUCUCUCAGCCGUGGCAUUCUCUUCAUGUAAUAGAGCUCAGUCGUGGCAUUCCUCUAGUCAUGUUGUAGAGCUCAGCUGUGGCUUUCUAUUCAUGUUAUAGAGCUCAGCUGUGGCAUUCCUCCAUUCAUGUCAUAGAGCUCAGCCGUGGCAUUCCUCCAUUGAUGUCAAAGAGCUCAGGCGUGGCAUUCCUCUAUUCAUGUUAUAGAGCUCAGCCGUGGCAUUCCUCUAUUCAUGUUAUAGAGCUCAGCCGUGGCAUUCCUCUAUUCAUGUUAUAGAGCUCAGCUGUGGCAUUCCUCCAUUCAUGUUAUAGAGCUCAGCUGUGGCAUUCCUCCAUUCAUGUUAUAGAGCUCAGCUGUGGCAUUCCUCCAUUCAUGUUAUUAUAGAGCUCAGAUGUGGCAUUCCUCCAUUCAUGUUAUUAUAGAGCUCAGCUGUGGCAUUCCUCCAUUCAUGUUAUUAUAGAGCUCAGAUGUGGCAUUCCUCCAUUCAUGUUAUUAUAGAGCUCAGCUGUGGCUUUCAAUUCAUGUUAUAAAGCUCAGCUAUGGCAUUCCUAUAUCCAUGUUAUACAGGCUUAUAGAGCUCAGCAGUGGCAUUCUAUUCAUGUUAUAGAGCUUAGCCGUGGCUUUCUAUUCAUGUUAUGUUGAGAAAUUUUAGUCAUAAACUUCAUUUUAAAACGCCGAGUUGACUUAUCCACGGGUCAGUGCUAGUUUUUUACAUUGACUGCGGGGCAAUGUCGACCCCGAAUGCCGCUGUUCCAACUGGUCGGGAAGUCGAACGGGCAGGUGUACAAGUUUCAGCGGGGUUCGCAGGCUUGUGUAGCCGACUCCGAGAUCCAUGCCGUCGACGACCAUGUACCGCUGCCUGCGAUUGGUUUGGGAGAGAAGUUUGUUUGAACACAUGCGUUUGUAUAUAUGAAUGGCGGUCACCCAGGGAAUGCUUGUUUGUGGUUAACAGCCAGGGGUGGUCGGUAAUUACAAGAUGUUAACAUGGGGGACCACGUAGAGUCUGUUCGGUAACUGAACAGAAGGGGAUCAAUUCCAUUUGAAUGCAGGAGGAUAUCAGAGGAAAAAAAGAUACAAAUAAGGGAACACGUACCCUCGACUUAUCCACGAGUCGUUGCAUAUUUCACAAUUGCAUUCGACUUCUAGAUGAGUAUAUACGCUCUGUUCUGGCGUCCUGAAACACGUGUAAUAUAAGGACCAUUAACAUUUUGCUAUUGAAUGAAAUGGCUGUCUGUAUGCAGUAUGCUAUGAAUGCAGUGCGUGCAUUGCUACCUUUUAUUAUUGAUCAGGAUAUUGAUCGCUCAGAUCUACCCACGAGCAUCACAGACAGGUAUUCCUGUUUCUGUUAUCCAACUCCCUGGCAACAAGCGAGGCGGCAGUUAACAAUUAGAGUCAUGUGAGCCUCUCCCUCCCCUACCAAUAUGUACAGCAUGUUCGCCUUUUACAAUUCUCAGCGUAGGAGUCUUGUGGUAUCCAAUGAAGUAACGGAAUUGGAGAAUGUUUGUUUGUUUUUAAAUUAUACUAUUUUUGCCUAAAAUGUCCAUUCUUCAUUUAUGUUAUGAUCUUUGUUAGUAAAUACUUACUGUCAGUCAUCCGGUUUGAGAUACACCUCUCAUAGGGCACAAAAUGCGCUGGUAUUCUGCAAAAAACAAUGCCCUUUUUUUUUUUUUUUUUUUUUUUUUUUUUUUUUUUUUUUUUUUUUUUUUUUUUUUUUCAUUGGUUCAUUAGUUUUAAUCUAAAUAGACAUGAAUUUUGGGUACGUUGUAUUGUCUUCAUUAACGUGGCUCAGUGUGUCUGGGAACGAUUUUGAUUUGAUAAAGAAUAUGAUAUCUGUGGUAUUAAUGCUGCAAUAUCUUAGUGUUGGCUGUCACUAUCUCUAGAUUAAUAACAUUAUUUAUAGCAUGCAUAGCAAAUGAGUCAUUGUUAAUUCACACAUUCAGCAUUUUGUUUUACAUUGCAUACAGUAUUGCAAAAUGUUGGGAACUCCCCCCUCCCCCCAAAUUACAACUCAUCAUGUUAUCUUUCACAUUCAGCUUUUUUUCAAUCAAAUUUAGCAAUUUACCUUGCCCUUGACUGUACUCAGAGAAUCUAGUCUAGAUUGAAAGGUAUUCAUAAAGACUGCACAGGUAGUAUGUGUUUUACCGGAUUAGUGGACACUGAAUGUUGUUUAGACCAUCACAGUAUCUGUGCCAGUGUGAUAGGUCAGUUGGUUAAUGCAGCAACCAUAGAACCUGUUAAAUGAUCCGAUUUGAUUACUGAGGGACAUCUCAGAUUUCUGUUCUUGUGAGUCUUUAAAACAUUUCACGUUAUAACGUUUAUUAAUAUAUCUUUGUAGGGCCAUAGAUCUUUAGCUUUGAAGAGUUUAUAGGUUUUAUUCCCUCCACCAGCCUCUCUGUUGUCAGUAGAUCUAAUUAUAAGUGUGAUAUUUUGGUGGAACGCGGCAAACAAAAGUUGGGUCCUUACCGCCUACUGCCUAACUGUCUUUCCUCUUUUUGUUCCCACGUGCUGUCCUUGCAAAAAUGACAUUGCCCAACUGCAUGGACAAAGGCUUAAGUAUUUUCGGAUCCCUUUACAUUUUAUAUUUGUUCAUUAACCCCUUCUGAACCAGCGCCAUUUCAAGACGGUCAUCCUAGAAAGGAUUUGUAUAACCCGGAUCAUGGAGAAGUUAAAUACACACCAUUCUGUACAUCCUUUGUUUUUAGAACAUUUUUUGUUAAAUGAUCACAAUACUCUUUAUAAAACAAUAACCUUUACACAAAGUGACUUGUGACAAUGCGCCAGAGUUAUUCUAAUAUUCUGCACCUUGUUUGCUUUUACGUUUCUGUUCUUGUUUACGUGGUAUGUUUUGUCGUUUUUUUAUUUUUUAGUCUACAUUGUUUUGUUUUUCUGUGUAUUUCUGAAACUGGAGUACACAUUGAGGGUUCCCAGGGUGAAACACGAGUAAUACAUUUCCUAGAAUGGAACAGUUACUUUUUUACGAGGGGAUUGCAAAGGAAUGCAACUUCCAUUAUAUUCUAUUUACUAGCUAGCUAUUCAGAAUGAGGGAUUCUCGGUAAUGGCCCUAGGCCAGUAUUCUAUCUUGUAGUAAAAGUUCCCAUGAUGCAUGUGGAGUGACGCAACCGAUACUACCUAAGGCACCAAGACGUGUCUAACCCUUUCCACCACUGCAGCCUUUUAAUGUAAGGAAAGCUCUCCUCAGGGCUUUCUGUGUGGGAAUCUGAUCUUUUUUAAGGGAUAAUUAUGGGGAAAUUGUAUGUUACAGGGUGUGUGUGUGAAAAUCUGCGUUACCCUGCGAGACUAAUUCCUUCCAACACCCCCAUUUUAAAGGAAAGAUCUGCACAUCUGAUCUUAUUGCGGCCUUAUUUGAGGUUGUUUUGUAGCUUGAUAUCAUUAUUUAAAUAGCGCCAACAAAUUCUGCAACGCUGUACAAUUCAUGGACUAACAGACAUAUAUUUGCAGCAAGACGAGCUGGACGCACAGACUAUAGGGUGCUCUGGGCCCUGUUUAAUCGAGCUUGCAUUCUAGAGGUACAAGGUUAUUCACAAAAGUGAGAAUUCAAACUUAAUUUCAAAAUUAAUGUCAAAAUGGUCGAAUUGGAAAUAUUCUUCACUAUGAUACCGAUUGGCUUAAAUGUGAAAUUAUCUUUGAUUUCACCUCACUGAUCGCUAUUAGAAAGUUUAAUGAAAGUAUUUAUUUAUUUAAAUAAUCCCCUUUAAUUCAUCAGACUGUAAGAAAUGGUGGAAGCAUUGCACAGUGUCAUUUAAAAAAAAAAAAUCAUUUAAAAAGUGGUUUACAAAGAAGGGAAUUAUUGAGAUCACUCUCAUUUUGAAGCAUUUCCUGUGCUCGUGCUACAGACAUUUCAGAUAAAAGUUUGGUCUGAUGGGUGUUGGAAAGAGAUCAUUAUUUGCAGAGAUUGCAAGUCUGUGGAAGAAUUGAUAUUUCUGGUAGGUGAUUCCAUUCUAUUGGGGAGCUCUGUAUUCAAAGGGAAAUAUAAGCUAAAAUUUAUGCCCCCCUAUAUUUAAUGCAUUACAUGGAUAAACAAUUAUGUAACAAAAUCAAUUUAAAAAGAAAAAAAACAACAUAACAAUCAAAAAAAUGUUACUCUUAAAGACCACCACUGUUUAUGGUAUAGUUAGUUUACCCCAAAGAAAUUACUAAAGAUGCGUAGACUGUUAUAAAUACAGACAGCAGUAAUAUUGAGAUUGCUAUAGGACACACGGACAGAUUCACUCCUUAGUGCACUGGGCUAUGUGUGGCUAUUGACAUGCGCAGACUAAUGCUGCGUGGUUCAUUCCAAGUUGUGUGUGCGGCUGGGAGAAGUUGGCCAAACUUAGCACAGGACUUCUAAACCUGACAUUUGGCUGCCUGAUUGACAGCUCUGGGAGACAUCCCACACAAAGCUGCGAUGGUGCUCAGGUGACCCCUAAUGCAUGCUGACAAAGCAUCAUGGGACUUGUAGUUCUGCAACAGGGAUUCUAUCCUGGUUUACUGUCUCCACUUGUGACAUCAUUCUAGGGCCAAAUAUUUUAUAAUUUCUACAUUUGCUACUAGCCAACACAGUGAAUAUGAAUGAAAUCUCACACAAUGCACUAACUAACUUGUAGGUACAUCAUACCGAGACUCACCCCCAGGAGAUUGCUAAAUGCCAGGAGUGUGACGCAGGUAGCUAGUUCACACUAUGGUUUCGUUUACUUGGUGAUAAAAGCAGUGGGAGUUACUGCUGCACUUAGAAUGGCAAAUCUUAGUAGCAGACUUUGAAACAUGUUAUCUAAAAAUAGCAAGUAGCGUCUGCCCCCUCAUCUCUCCGCAGCGUUAGGUAAUAUAUGGUGAGGGUGGGGAAAUGUUUCCAACCCUGGAACCUCUCUUAUUUAAUCACUGUCCAGGUGGGACCAGCCCCUGGCCUAAUUAUAGGACAUUAAAGGACUGAUAACUUGUACCUUCCAGCCCCACUUUGUAUCUGCAGUUCAGAUUUAACAGUCUGUAUCAAAAGGAACAUUAAAUACCAAUAAAAUGUACGGUGUAUGAGUUGGCAGUGCCCACUGGUAGAUCAACCACACGUGUCAUCAGAGGGUCCUUUAGCCUUGAUCUAAGGCCACUAAUCGUUGACUUGCAGCGUGAAUUUAAUAUAACAUUGAAACAUAACAUCGCUUUGAUUUGAAGACCAUAAACGCAUGGCCAUAAGUGAGGUCACAAUUGGCAUAUUCUCAGUGUUUUGGCUAUUGGCUAAUCUUUGUGUCAUUCUGGAACUGUCUGUGGCGUUGGCACGAUGUCCGUUAAAGCACAGAGUGUACGUCUGGCCGUGUAGCUGCUUGGAAGCUUCCUUGCUGCAUGCAGCAGUUGCUCUGCUAAAUAUAAAGUAGUCGCUGUGCAGAGCUUUAAAUAUUGCAUGAAAGUAGAGCAGUGUGCAGGCAGCGUCCCAUGGGGACUGUGCAUGCUGCACCCUCUGAACAGCUCGAUGCUGGCUUUAAUGGGAAUAUCGCAAAUAUAGGAGAAUUCUGAUAGAUACCUGAUUACUGAUCCUGUACUGUAUACUGACCACCCAGCACUGUACAUUGAAUAUUGAUCCUGUACUGUAUACUGAUAGUAUAGCUCCGGUAUUGUGUAAUGAUUAUUGAUCCUGUACUGUAUACUGAUAGUAUAGCUCUGGUAUUGUGUAAUGGUUAUUGAUCCUGUACUAUAUACUGAUAGUAUAGCUCCGGUAUUGUGUAAUGGUUAUUGAUCCUGUACUAUAUACUGAUAGUAUAGCUCCGGUAUUGUAUAAUGAUUAUUGAUCCUGUACUGUAUACUGAUAGUAUAGCUCCGGUAUUGUGUAAUGAUUAUUGAUCCUGUACUGUAUACUGAUAGUAUAGCUCCGGUAUUGUGUAAUGGUUAUUGAUCCUGUACUGUAUACUGAUAGUAUAGCUCCGGUAUUGUGUAAUGGUUAUUGAUCCUGUACUGUAUACUGAUAGUAUAGCUCCGGUAUUGUAUAAUGGUUAUUGAUCCUGUACUGUAUACUGAUAGUAUAGCUCCGGUAUUGUAUAAUGGUUAUUGAUCCUGUACUGUAUACUGAUAGUAUAGCACCGGUAUUGUAUAAUGAUUAUUGAUCCUGUACUGUAUACUGAUAGUAUAGCACCGGUAUUGUAUAAUGAUUAUUGAUCCUGUACUGUAUACUGAUAGUAUAGCUCCUGUAUUGUAUAAUGAUUAUUGAUCCUGUACUGUAUACUGAUAGUAUAGCUCCGGUAUUGUAUAAUGAUUAUUGAUCCUGUACUGUAUACUGAUAGUAUAGCUCCGGUAUUGUAUAAUGGUUAUUGAUCCUGUACUGUAUACUGAUAGUAUAGCUCCGGCAUUGUGUAAUGAUUAUUGAUCCUGUACUGUAUACUGAUAGUAUAGCUCCGGUAUUGUAUAAUGGUUAUUGAUCCUGUACUGUAUACUGAUAGUAUAGCUCCGGCAUUGUGUAAUGAUUAUUGAUCCUGUACUGUAUACUGAUAGUAUAGCUCCGGUAUUGUGUAAUGGUUAUUGAUCCUGUACUGUAUACUGAUAGUAUAGCAUCGGUACUGUAACACUGAUAGUGACUGCAGUAUGUCCAGUGACUAUAGAUUUUCCACUGGUUCUGUAAGUGUAAUGUAAUCAUAUAAGCAGUUACUACUCAAUAUCCAUUAUGUGUAAAAUGUCCAGUGACUGCAAUGUGACCUUGGGCUGUCAGAUUGUGAUGUGUUUGGUGGUGAUCAGUGAGUGUGUGAACCAGGAAAUCUCAUGUUACCAUUACCAGAAAUGGGGAACUUUAGGUGUUUUACCUCCAUUGAAGGAAAUGCUAACUAAUAUACCGAGCCUUAUGCUCUGUUUUUCUUAUCUUCUCCUUGUAUACGGUGAACAAGGCAGGUCGUGUGUCUCUGCUCAGUAUUUUGGAAACCAUGGAACCUAGAUAUUUAUUUUGGAUGGCAAACCCCUUGCUCCAGGUCCAGUACAGUUCUAGCAUCAGUAUGCGAUCAAUAAAAUCUGCUGGUAGCUCUCCUAAAGUCAGACAUCUUAAAUGAACUUUGCGGUAGUGAUUAUGGUGUCAAGAGUCCCCCGGCGCUCCUCCCAAAGUAGUCAAACUGUUUAAGAUAUGACAAUCUGGGGUCUGCGUAUUGGCAGAAAUUCCCUCCAGGAGUUUCCGUCGGCUCCACCGAGCUACAGCCAACACAUUGAGUGAGAGUGUCAGCUGAAUGCUCUCAGCCAAUGAGUGAGGCUCUGCACUGCCAGGCGUAGCUUACUAGCGCUUCCUUGCUAUAAAAGAACCUGCAGCGUGCUCCCAGGGGUCUCCAGGUAAGCUGUCAAACCAUGACUGGUCUGUAGUUGUUAUGGUACUUGGAGUUAUCCUUUAAGACUUGGCCUUAGGGUUGUAUUACAAUUAGUAUUGAUAUGUGGGUGUAUUUGUUUUAUUGAUUUUGCUGUCAUAUUAGUGUGUUUAUUUGUACUUUUAUUCGCUAUAACUGAUGAACCAUGAAUUGCUUUUUGGGGGGGUGUGGUGGCUAGUGACUUUGAAACUUGAUGCGACAAUAGACUCUACCAACUUCAGAAUUUUUUUUAAAUUUUUUUUUUUAAUUAUUUUGAAAAUUUCCAUAAAAAUCUUGACCUGAUUAGUUGAUUAAUUGCUCUGCCCUGAAAGGCCUUAUUCUGCCAUUAUUGAGUGUAAAGUUGGCAUUUUAUUUUUUUCCAACACAGACAUAUGAUUAGCCCUUAUCGUGCCAAUUGAUUUUGUUGGAAAACCAUAAAUAAAUCAUAUAAACUGGGAGGCACCAAGUUUACCUUCCCAUACCAGUCUCCCCUGGGUGUAUGACCCUUUUUCACUGCCUGGAUAACGGUUAUAUUAAUACAUUAUAUUGGGCACGUGGCUGAUCAGUGUACAUAAUGUGUGGCCGUGCGUAGACCACGUGUGUCAUUGUUUAAAGAAGCGCAUAUUAUGUGUGUACUCUUGUGCAUCUUUGUGUGUACUGUGUUGUGCCUGCAUACAUUUACUAUAAUUGAUGUAUUCUCUUAAUAAUAAUAUUUUUUUUUUUUAACGUUAAAAUGGCCACAUUUGAGUAAUUUUCCGAGUCCGCCAUAUUACCAGCUCCGCCAUAUUAGCCUAAAUCAUGCACUUCCUUAGUCUUUGUUACUCGGCUCCUGUUUUAAUAAAUAAUCCCCACGAGCCUCGUAUUUUAGUGAUUUAGACUAUAUGCAUUUGGACUAGGGGUGCUGCAUACACAGUGUUUUAUUCUACACCUAUAAUCCGUACAUACUACACGGUUACUGAAUGGAAAGUACCGUCCAGGAGUAUGUAGAAUUCAUAUGCUGCAGACAGGACAUGAAAUCGCUUCUCAAGGAGAUUAUAAAAAGCCUUGUUUAGGUAACUGACUUGCCUCCCGCUGUAUAUGAAUCCUAUUUACUACAGAGUAACACUGCUCAUGGAUUCAUGAAUAUGUUUAAUAAAUAUAUUUCCAAGAAAUCCAUAAGGCUCUGACAACCCUAAUUACUUAUUAAUAUUAUUAGAACUUAAUAAUUUGGGGUCUUUAAUAAAAUUAGGGUGUUUCCCAUCACGUGAGGCUUUGUAAUUUGGGGUGCGGUCUGGUGGCGAUAUUUGCUCAGGUUUUAUUUAACCCCUUAAGGACACAUAACUUGUGUGACAUGUCAUGAUUCCCUUUUAUUCCAGAAGUUUGGUCCUUAAGGGGUUAAAUAGGCUCAGAGCAGACUUUCACCAGUUUGGCACUAAAACUGUUUUAAAACAACACCUGCGCCUGUUUCUACUGAGCACUAUAUAUAGCUCUCGUUCGCUCAGGUUACCCUGUGCACAAUAGAUUUACUGUGAAAGAGGUCACGUUAUUCAGGUUGGGAAAGGUGAGCAUUAUGGGUAUGAAAACCGAGAUUUAAAGGGAAUCGUUAGGGGACGGAUCUUGGUAUCUCACAUUGUCAGAAUGGGCAGACAAACCUAACGGAUCUGUUAUUGUACACAUUCUGACCGGUGAUUGAGGCUACAUUACACAGACAUGUAAAGAAUUUCAGCUAUUUAAUUCCACUACUUAGAGCCUUUUGCUGUUACUCUGUGAUUUUAGGCAUUGAUUCUUUACAUUCACAUAGUUUCAAUUAAUACGAAAGCAUUGUAAUCAUUUCGCAGAUUCCUUCCUCAAAUUUAUCAGGAAGAGUUAAUCAUCUCACACAUGCGAACGCUUCUUGUUUUGUGAAAUUGAAUACUUUAUUUUCCAGUGUGUUUUGCAUGUGAAAUAACAUCUCUCUUUACACAUCCGUAGAGCGCUGAAAACACAGAGGGGAUUUACCUGGACACGGAGAGUGCAUGCAGUGACUCUGAGCUUUUCCCGGAUGAUGAUAACAUGACACUGUCCCAGAGGGAUCCCCACCAUGAGUCUGACCUGGACAGCGCCAUCGGAAGCACGAACAGUUCUGAAACAUCAGACGAGUGUAGGAGUGAGGAUAAGGCUGGAACGCUUGAAGGGCUCUACCUACCUGGAGAUCAGUGAGUGGGGAUUUAAUCUGUCUUUAAUGUUAUGUUUUUCUAUAUAUCUACGUUUCAUGCACUGUGUCUAAAAACAAGCUGGUUCAUACAUCAGGGACUUUUCAAGUGGGUUGGGAUAUGAUUCAUCAGGUCUUAUUAAAGGGGCACUAUAGUCAUCAGAGCAAGUUUAGCUUAAUGAAGCAGUGUUUUGUUUUUUUCAAUUCUUUAUUUUAUUCGUGGAAAGUGUGAACAGCCAAAUUUGCACUGCCACGAUAGCUGGUGCAAGCGAAUAUGUAUACAUAUAACAUCAUUAGUAUGGCAUUGAAAAACAUUGCACAUUUUUUAUAAUCAGAACAGGAAACAUGUUAAAGGUUAAACAAGCUUGUGCGAUUCGACAUGCUGAUAGACUGAGUUAGUGAUUGAUUAAUUACUUAUGUAUGAGUUUAUUCGCUAAGUCGUGCGUUAACCUAGAUUUUCAUGAGAUAGGUAAAAUGAAGCAUGCUUCGUAUCAGUUCGGUAGGGGAAGGGGUAGUUAUUUGGGUGGCUUGGCUGGGUGAUAUAGGAGGGGAUGAGGGGAGGGGGCGACAAGGUCGGUAAGGCUUGGGGACUGGGAUGAUCCCCGGGGGAUUUUCCCGAAGGUGCAUCCCCCUGCCUAGUCUGUCCCGCAGGGUGGGUUGUUGGGUAGGGUUGGGAAUUCGAAGACCCACGGCUCCCAAAUUUUGUCGAAGUGCUUGGUGGUGUUGAGUACCAGGGCGGUGAGUUUAUCCAUUGUCAUUGCUUCAUUGAUUUUGUGUUUUAUGAGGGUUAUGGGUGGUAUAUCUGGGCUCCCCCAUUUUUCUGCAAUUGCUCGCCUGGUGGCUAGCGCUAGUUUGGCUAUCAGUUUGUUUUGUGCCCUUGUGGUGUCUCUAAGGGGUCUAGAGAGGAGCCAUAGCCAUGGGUCCAUCGGGAUGGUGGUGUGUAGUGCUUGCGAGGCUAAUUGCACUAUCUGUUACCAGAGUGGGAUUAUCUGCGGGCACUCCCACCACAUGUGGAUGUAUGUUCCCCGAUUUCCACAUACCUUCCAGCAGAGGUCAUUGUCCUUUUGUUUCAUUUGUUUCGUAUAGAUCAUGCCUGUAAUCAAUUCUCUGUCAUUUAGUCGUUAAAUUACUUUUGUUUGUGUCCAUGCAGCCCUAGCCACACUUCUCCUGGCUGUGACUGACACAACCUGGAUGAAAACAAUAUGGUUUCAUUUUCAUUCAGAUGGUAACUUGAAUUAGAUGUUUUUAUCUCCUUCUCUGUAAAUUGAACUUUAAUCACACACAGAAGAUUAAAGGGUAUAGCAGGUUAUUAACACUGCAGGAGAUAAGAAAUUCUAAAUUAAACAGUCUGUCUAAUAAAGAUAGUGUUAACAUUAGAUCUCUCUUUACAGGAAGUGUUUAGGAAGACUGUACAAGUCACAUGCAUGAAGGUGUGACUAGGGCUGUAAACAAAGUAAUUUAACUUCUAAAAAGCAGAGAAUUGAGCAUUGAGAAUGCAGGGACAUGAUCUAUACACCAAAACUGCUUCAUUAAGCUAAAGUUGUUUUGGUGAGUAUAUGGUCCUUUUUUAUAAGAUUGCAGAUCUUCUAUCCAACUCACGGCUAACUUCGUAUCACAGAUGCUGGAACUACAUUUCCCAUGGAGUGAUUGAGCAUUAUGGGAUUUGUAGCUCAGAUAUAUCUGAAGUUGCCAAAAUUAGCCAUCUCUAGUCUAGACUCUUUUAUUGCUAUGGAAACAGGAAGUAAAUUAAACAAACACGAAAUGUUUAGCACUUCAAACCAACGAAUGUAUUUCCAUUUAAUACUUUUUCUUACUUGUCCUGUGAUCUCCUUGCUGUCUCUACAGUUUGUCCUCAUCUCGUAUUCUUUAUUCCUUGUAUCAGAUUCUGGUGAUGAGAUUUGUUAGAGCAUAGUUUGUCUUGCCUGCUAAUGAAGGUUGAUGAUAUCACUGAUGUGUUCUGUGUGGAUACACCUUCCCCAAUCUAUGGAUGUAGCGAUGUUUUAAAUCUGACAAAAAAAAAAACUAACAAAGAGUAAUGGUCCUCUUCACAUGAUGGAUUGUAAGAUUCUCACUUUUUCUUCCUCAGAAAUAUUCUCAAUCCUUCCGCAACGUCUGACUUCUGUUCUCAUUCCACGGCUUCGCUGAUUAGCAACGAGGAGCAGUUUGAAGACUACGGAGAGGCAGAUGAUGUUGAUUACAACCCUGGCAGCCCCUGUCCCGAUGAUGAGAGCAGAACAAAUGCAUUUUCUGAUCUUGGCUCAUCUGUGUCUUCCAGGUAUCGUAUUUAGACAAACAGUGUUCUAACCAUUGAUCAUGUCUCUUAGGGUAACCCCAUAAUUCCUGCUGUUGUAUAAUUUACUAUGUAUUUUUUUUUUAAACUAAGGCUCAAUAGCAGCUUUCUGCAGUGACAGACUAGAUAAAUCGCAAACUCGAACUAAUUUCAUACAGAAACCAAGCCCUGUCCCUAGAAUAGAUUGUGAUUAGCUCACUAUAUGAUUCACCUUCUCAUAAAAGUGCCACUAAAUGUGUCUGUUAAAUAUGUGAACGUUUAUAAUGACCCAUGCUAUAUUCCUUACACAGCACUCAUUGUUUCUUGCCCUUACAGGGAAUAUAUUAUAGGAAUUCAUUUAAAAAAAGGUUCUUUUAAAAUAAAUUCUCCUUAUACCUUGUGUGUUUAUAAUUUUCUAUGUGAUUUCCGUAUUACAGCGCGGGGCAGACUCCUCGGAAAAUGAGGCAUGCGUACAAUGGCGAGUUACUGGACAUGUACUGCUCGCAGUGCUGCAAGAAAAUCACUCUACUCAACGACUUGGAAGCCAGACUGAAAAAUCUCAAAGCCAACAGGUGACUUCAAAGUGACGACUUGUCUGUCUAUAGAGUUCUUUCUCCAGUGUAAUUAAAGGGCCUCCAGAACAGUGGUGGUGUUUUAUGUCUACAUUUAAAUAAACUGAUAAAACUAGCUUGUAGAUUAGCAAGCACUCAUCAUAUGUAAAAGAGAGAUUAUGGUGAAAUGAAGAACAGUGAGCAGUAUGUAUUGAAGAGAAAACCUGGUAGUAGGAAAAACAAAGUCUGAUAAAACAGUGAGAAUAUUUUCUCUAUAAAAUGCAAAGUGACAUAAUAUGGAGGUUAAAACUACAUAGAUAUUUAUAUAAACAUGCUGUUCUAUAUUUGUGACGGUAGUAAUCCGUAUUCCCAUCAAAUAUUCCCUUUUUCCCAAUAACAGAAUAAUGCCAAUAAUCUACAGGGUAAAAUAAUGCUGGCACCGCCAAAUAAUCCACACAUGAGCCAAAGCUUAAUGCUGGAACAAGACUGAUUUAUUCGAAGCAACAGGCAUUCAAUUUAUACAUUACAAGCUCCUCCUCUGGGCCAGGCUAGCUAACUGAGUUUCAGCAACAUACUAAACUCAAUUAUCUGCUGGCCAGAAAAAUUACUAUUAUUCACAAUUUUUAAAACUAUACUUUAUGCACAUCAUAACAAUAUAAAAGCUGAGGAUACUGUGAGCAACAUAUUUAAUUUGCACGAAAAUCUGUUCGGUACUUUUUGUGUCGCAUCAUGUGUAAGUUUGACCGACUUGCCAUGCGGUUGUAUCCGAUACAGAGUUCCACAGAAUUGGUAGUAAGAGCCAGUCUCCGUUCGGAUAAAAUAGUUAAAAUGCAGAUGGUUCGUGGAGAAUGCUCCCUUCGUUCAUUGUUUGAAACUCCCGAACACCGUUCGUAUACUGUAAGUGGAAAUAGAUCAGACGGGACUUCCACGGGGAACAGAUGUUCGUACGAGUGCUAUGCCGAAAACAGUUCCAGGCACUCAACGACCAAGUCCCGCUGGCCGCGUUCGGGAGUUUAAGAUGGCCACCAUCCAUUGUUCUCACCGCGUGCGUUCGUAUGCACGAAAUGGCGGCCACCUAGGAGCAUUCAAUUGCUUUGCGGUUUUGUGUGGUUACAUAGGGUUUCCAUGUUCUAAUUGCUACCCAGGGUGGUCUCUGUUUGGUAAAGCGAAUGAUUUACUGAAUGAACAAAUAAAACGAAUGCUUUCAAGGCACUUAAAUAGCAGGGAGGGAAAACAGCCGAAUGAAUAUAGGAGAAUCCUUCACAAUAUUUAUUUCCAUAAUAUAUGCAUUUAACUAUAAAUAGUUUUGAUCAAAUUAGCCUCUAUACGUGCCUGUAAUAAAAAUUUUGAUCUAUGAAUAUAUACAUGAAUUCCUCCUUGGUUCCUUAGUGAAGGAAUAUUCUGAUGUAUUAAACUUUAUGUAACUAGGAACCAGGUAUUCUAAAUGUAAUGAUUGAUCUCUCUUAUCCUGCAGCCCCAACAGGAAGAUUACCAGCACAGCCUUUGGGAGGUAAGAUUUUUUAAUUUCAUUAUCGAUACUAUAGUUCCGGUUCCUCGUAGUUGGUGAAAAACGUUUACCAUGAACAAGUAUGUACCUUAGUAUGGUAGCCAGAUCCGCAACGGUGCCUAGCAUAGCCACUGUCCCUCUGCGGUGCCCUGCGUGGCCACGCGUCUCUCCGCAGUGCCCUGCGUGGCCACGCGUCUCCGCGGUGCCCGGCAUGCUGAAAUAUGUUGCUGCAGAAGAAUGUUCUUAUACUAAGCGACAGUAUAUAUGGGGCACCCUACUAAUCACAGCUUUUUUAUUUUUUAUUUAUUUUUAUUUUUUUGUAGGCAACUUCUCCACAAUAGUAACUUCAGCAGCAGCAACGGGAGCACAGAGGACUUAUUCAGGGACAGCAUUGACUCCUGUGACAAUGACAUCACUGAAAAGGUAAGCACCACCGCCGGAGUGUGUUGGGGAAUGUGUGAGAGUCGGAGUGUGUUGGGGAAUGUGUGAGAGUCGGAGUGUGUUGGGGAAUGUGUGAGAGUCGGAGUGCGUUGGGGAAUGCGUGGCAGCCGGAGUGCGCUGGGGAAUGCGUGGCAGCCGGAGUGCGCUGGGGAAUGCGUGGCAGCCGGAGUGCGCUGGGGGAUGCGUGGCAGCCGGAGUGCGCUGGGGGAUGCGUGGCAGCCGGAGUGCGCUGGGGGAUGCGUGGCAGCCGCAGUGCGCUGGGGGAUGCGUGGCAGCCGCAGUGCGCUGGGGGGUGCGUGGCAGCCGCAGUGCGCUGGGGGAUGCGUGGCAGCCAGCGUGUGUUGGGUAUCAUGAAAAUAUCAGAAAUCACUGUUAGAUCAGUUAGACAUCCCGAUUGUUUCAGUUUGGAGACCUGCCUGAGUAUUCAUGGCAAACAUUGUCUAAAAUGAAGAAAUAAAAUAAUGAUUCCAUUUAGCUUUAAACCAUGUAAAUCAUUGUAAAAUCAUGUUAACAGCACUGCACACGUUCACACAGUUGUAACUUAUGUGUUCGUUAUGGAAUAAACUCAACAUAUUUCAAUGUUACGUCUGGCAGGUGAGCUUCCUUGAGAAGAAAGUUUCCGAAUUGGAAAAUGAGAACCUCACCAGCGGGGAUGUGCAGAGUAAACUGAAACAUGACAACACACAGCUGGUACAUCGGUAAGACCUCAGCACAGCGCCAUGCCAGCUUUAGGGCAUAUAAUGGGUACAGAGAAUGGAGAGGGUGUACAUAGACUGUAAUGGCCGGGGAUGAGAGUUACAUAGACUGUAAUGGCCAGGGAGGCUGUAUAACGAGAGUUACAUAGACUGUAAUGGCCGGGGAUGAGAGUUACAUAGACUGUAAUGGCCGGGGAUGAGAGUUACAGAGACUGUAAUGGCCAGGGAGGCUGUAUAACGAGAGUUACAGAGACUGUAAUGGCCGGGGAGGCUGUAUAACGAGAGUUACAUAGACUGUAAUGGCCGCGGAGGCUGUAUAACGAGAGUUACAUAGACUGUAAUGGCCGCGGAGGCUGUAUAACGAGAGUUACAGAGACUGUAAUGGCCGGGGAGGCUGUAUAACGAGAGUUACAUAGACAUGUAGUGGCCGGGGAGGCUGUAUAACGAGAGUUACAGAGACUGUAAUGGCCGGGGAGGCUGUAUAACGAGAGUUACAGAGACUGUAAUGGCCGGGGAGGCUGUAUAACGAGAGUUACAUAGACUGUAAUGGCCGGGAGGCUGUAUAACGAGAGUUACAGAGACUGCCAAUGGCGGGAGGCUGUAUAGCGGAGAGUUACAUAGACAUUAGUGGCGGGAGGCUGUAUAACGAGAGUUACAGAGACUGUAAUGGCCGGGGAGGCUGUAUAACGAGAGUUACAUAGACUGUAAUGGCCGGGGAGGCUGUAUAACGAGAGUUACAUAGACUGUAAUGGCCGGGGAGGCUGUAUAACGAGAGUUACAGAGACUGUAAUGGCCGGGGAGGCUGUAUAACGAGAGUUACAUAGACAUUAGUGGCCGGGGAGGCUGUAUAACGAGAGUUACAGAGACUGUAAUGGCCGCGGAGGCUGUAUAACGAGAGUUACAUAGACUGUAAUGGCCGCGGAGGCUGUAUAACGAGAGUUACAGAGACUGUAAUGGCCGGGGAGGCUGUAUAACGAGAGUUACAUAGACUGUAAUGGCCGCGGAGGCUGUAUAACGAGAGUUACAUAGACAUUAGUGGCCGGGGAGGCUGUAUAAUGAGAGUUACAGAGACUGUAAUGGCCAGGGAGGCUGUAUAACGAGGGUUACAGAGACUGUAAUGGCCGGGGAGGCUGUAUAACGAGAGUUACAUAGACUGUAAUGGCCAGGGAGGCUGUAUAACGAGAGUUACAGAGACUGUAAUGGCCGGGGAGGCUGUAUAACGAGAGUUACAGAGACUGUAAUGGCCGGGGAGGCUGUAUAACGAGAGUUACAGAGACUGUAAUGGCCGGGGAGGCUGUAUAACGAGAGUUCUAUAGACUGCAAUGGCCGGGGAGGCUGUAUAACGAGGGUUACAGAGACUGUAAUGGCCGGGGAGGCUUUAUAACGAGAGUUACAUAGACUGUAAUGGCCGCGGAGGCUGUAUAACGAGAGUUACAGAGACUGUAAUGGCCGGGGAGGCUGUAUAACGAGAGUUACAGAGACUGUAAUGGCCGCGGAGGCUGUAUAACGAGAGUUACAUAGACUGUAAUGGCCGGGGAGGCUGUAUAACGAGAGUUACAGAGACUGUAAUGGCCGGGGAGGCUGUAUAACGAGAGUUACAUAGACUGUAAUGGCCGCGGAGGCUGUAUAACGAGAGUUACAUAGACAUUAGUGGCCGGGGAGGCUGUAUAACGAGAGUUACAGAGACUGUAAUGGCCAGGGAGGCUGUAUAACGAGGGUUACAGAGACUGUAAUGGCCGGGGAGGCUGUAUAACGAGAGUUACAUAGACUGUAAUGGCCAGGGAGGCUGUAUAACGAGAGUUACAGAGACUGUAAUGGCCGGGGAGGCUGUAUAACGAGAGUUACAGAGACUGUAAUGGCCGGGGAGGCUGUAUAACGAGAGUUACAGAGACUGUAAUGGCCGGGGAGGCUGUAUAACGAGAGUUACAUAGACUGUAAUGGCCGGGGAGGCUGUAUAACGAGAGUUACAGAGACUGUAAUGGCUGGGGAGGCUGUAUAACGAGAGUUACAGAGACUGUAAUGGCCGGGGAGGCUGUAUAACGAGAGUUACAUAGACAUUAGUGGCCGGGGAGGCUGUAUAACAUGACACCACGUCAUCUUUUUCUGCUUGUUCCAGGGUUCAUGAGCUGGAAGAACUUCUAAAAGAUCAGGAGACCAGGUCAGAGCAGAUAUUGGACGAGGAAUUUAAACGUCACCGAGAAAUGUUCGGCAAACUCCAGAAGGAAAAAAACACAGAGAUUGAGCUACUGAAUGCCAGGUAAUGUUUUAAUAUUUUUACUUUGCAGAAUAAUAAAGCUGGUACUGUCCAGCCCUAAAGGAAUUCCUGUAAUCCAGUAGAGUAGUGCCGCGUGUUAAAUGUAAACCUGUAAACCUGGCAUUGGCCAAACUCUGCUCACAUCUUUAUGGGUUUAGUCCAGGUGUGUUCUGUUCCUGUUCUGUUCUGUUUUAGGUCUAACUUGUUAUAAUCCUAGUUUUAAUGUUGAUUUCAGAUUAAAUGUAUGGCAUAUAGGGUAAGGGAUUCACAUCUAAAGAACCCUCAUCUGGUCCAGAGUCACUAUGCUAGGUCUGUAAUAGAUCUGACUUUUAAUAUAUUGAGCCCAUCUAUGUUCUGCUAUAGAAAAGAAAAGAGGUGUCUUGUGAUUAACAAUAAAUGACUGGCGAUGUCCCAUAAAUGUCUUCGAAAAAUCCUUUGGAUUCCUGUCGUAUAUCUAAUUUUUAAUCUAGAUCGCUUUGUCCCGUUAUGUCCCUAGUUUGAAUAUGUGGUGUACCAAGUCAAUCUUAUGUAAGACAUUUCAUAGUUUUGUAGGCAGUUAUUUGUUCUUGAUAAGAUAUAUGCUGUUGUAGGCCAUGUAGCCAUUGUUCUGGGAUAAGAUGUUAGGCCAGAUCUGUAAUACUAUAGCCAUGUGCAUAUUCUAGAGCUAGACUGUAGACGGGCCAUUCUGUUCCAUGUUGGCUUCUAGAUUACUACAUUGUUCUCUGUCUGGGAUAUUAAUAUUGUUCUGGAGUCGAUUUGAGUUCUAGGUGACACGUUAUUCAUAUUAUCGCCCAUAACUUUGCACACUUUCCAUUUGCUGUUGUAUAGUUUUUAUAAUUUGAAAUAAAUUCUUUAAUUAAAGGGAUCUAGGGAAUCCCAGCUGAACUCCGACGUUUUGCAGUUUUACGUCCAGAGAGGUCUGUUUGUUUCUGUGUUCCCGGUAGGCAAUGUUACCUUGGUUUCAAUAUUCUUCCAUCUCUUCAAAACACUGGAAAAUGAAUUCAUUUAAAUCAUUUCCUCCUGUAAUUACCAUGUUAAUGUUGCUAAUCGGCUCCUCUGAUAUAUUUAUACGAUGAUAUUUAUGUGGAAUUUCUAGUUUCUCAGCAUUACCAUCUACAGUCCAUUAAAUCAUUACUUCCAGAGGCUGCAGAGACAUUGUUUAACGGAUCAUAAAAAGAUAUCUGUGGGUUUAUCCACUGUACCCUGAGUCACUUAGAGCUGUCAACGGGCUCUAAAUAUCUGGGCCCAAACAGUGGGGUAGGAAAAUUCUCCAAAUUUACUAUUUUAUCCUAAAUUCUUCAAUCAGGUUGUCCAGUCAGUCCAAUUAUUAAAUAAAGCCCCAUGAAUAUAUCUGGUCGUCCAGUUAUAAUUUACAAACUUGUUUUGUAAUUCAGGGUUCAGGAGCUCGAGGAGGAAAAUGAGGACUUACUAACGAGCAUUACCAGACUGAAAUCCCAAACUGAGAAAAUAGACGAGGUUAGUACAGCCAAACAUAGGACCGCCGUUCCAGUAUACAGAUCUCGCCUCGAUUGCAAUGUAUAUCUAAUGCAAAAUGAGAAGUCGUUCCUGUUUGUACAGCUUGCAGUCUAAGCGGGGAAUUGGAACCGGGCAGGUUUGUGUUUCCUGUUUCUUACAGCAAUAUUGGACACUAAUCUAAAUGGUUAAUAGUGCCAUGAGCCAGGGCAGUAAACAGACAGAUGCUAGAAAUCUUAAACUCUGCUUUCUGUCACUGUUCAUUCUUAUCUGAAAAGGCUCAGAUUAACACUUCAUUAUCUUUCUGUCUCAACCAGUUGAAAAAUAACUUUGAUUCCUUUUUUCUGCGACAGGAAAGGCAGAGGAUGUCCGAUAAACUGGAAGACACCAGCUUACGGCUUAAAGAUGAGAUGGACCUAUACAAGAAAAUGAUGGAUAAAUUGAGACAGAACCGUCUGAAUUUCCAGAAAGAAAGGGAUGCCACACAAGAAGUGAGCAGAACCCAAGAGGCCAUUAAGUUCAGAACUAGUCAUUAAUGGAAUGAGUAUUUUAUAGCGAGAAAGGGAUAUUUCCUAUCUGUCUUUAGUCAACUGAUAAUAAUUUGUGGAGAUGUACCACCACUAAAACAUGAAGGGGCUUUAGCCCUUAAACAAAUAGAAUGUUUAGGGGGUGGUGGUGAGACCUCAAUGGAGUGCUAAAUUGAUAGAUUCAUUUGAGAAUUAUAGGGCCAUGUCCUCUCUCUCUCUGCUUCCCUCAAUUCACAAUAUCUUUUUAUUUGUAGCUCAUUGAAGACUUGCGGAAAGAGCUGGAGCAUUUGCAGAUUUAUAAAAUAGAUUGUGAGCGUUCUGGACGAGGACGCAGUGUGUCUUCAGGGCUUUGUGAGUUUAAUUCCAAGACAAGAGAGAUGGAACUGGAACAAGAAAUCAGAAAGCUGAAACUGGUAAUUAAUCUAUUGUUAACACUAUCUUCCAAAACCCAGCCAUUCCUGGGGUCUUCCAAAGAUAUAUUUGGGGUGGGGUGUCCACUAUCAGGCCAUUAUAGUAGUCUCCAAACCCCACCCAUUCCAGGGGUAUUCAAAACCCAUCCACACUGAGUAUUCUAAAACACGUGGGGCUGUGUUUGAGAUCGCAUGAGAGUUCUGGCAAAUGUUUUUUUUUCAUUGACCAACACAUUUUACUCUUUAUGCAUGUCUAUUAAGAAAUGUGUUUAUUUGAUAGGAUAACCAGAAACUUCGGGACCAAAAUGAUGAUCUAAAUGGACAAAUCCUCAGCCUCAGUCUGUAUGAGGCCAAAAAUCUGUUUUCCACCCAGUCCAAGGCUCAGUCCCUGGCUGCCGAGAUAGACACUGCCUCCAGGGAUGAGGUAAGAGAUGCUUUCUUCCCCAGAGUUCCUCAAGAGCAAACCCUCUGCAGGAAUCAAAUACUCCAGAGGAAUACUCUGUAGUUCAGACUAUAUUAUUUAUGAAACUUUUUUUAAGCAGUUUUAAUGUAUACAUCGUGCCUCUGAAGUCUCACUGAUCAAUUUUGUUGCCAUUUAUGAGUUAAACCCUAGUCACACCCCUCUGCAUGUGACUUGCACAGCCUUCCUAAACACAUCCUGUAAAUGAGAUCUAAUGUUUACACUUCCUUUAUUGCAAAUUCUCUUUAAUUUAAAUUUUCUUAUCCACUGCACUGUUAAAUCGUUUAAUAGAUCCUGUAGGAACCUUCUGUAUGUAAAUAAAAUUCAAAUUGGAGAGCAGAAAAUAAAAACUUUUAAAGUAAGUUACAUCUGAUUGAAAGUGAAACCAUAUUGUUUUAAAGCAGGCUGUGUCAGUCACAGCCAGGAGAGGUGUUGCUAGAGCUGCAUAAACAGAAACAAAAAUGAUUUUACUCCUAAAUGGCAAAGAUUUGAGCAGUGAGACUUCAGAGGCAAUGAUCUAUACACAGAAACUGCUUCAUAAAGCCAAAGUUGUUUUGGUGCCUAUAGUGUCUCUUUAAUGAUGUAAUCGAGAAGCUACUAAUCAUGUUGCUUACCAGGGCUACAGAUUAACUUUCUUCUCCUCGCUUUCAGCUCAUGGACGCCUUAAAGGAACAAGAGGAAAUCAACUACCGUUUACGGCAAUACAUGGAUAAAAUCAUCUUGGCCAUUCUUGAAAAUAACCCUUCGAUACUGGAAAUAAAAAACUAAUUUGGACUUCUACUUAGACACAGAGUGGAGCUGGAAGUAGAUAGUGCUUCUAACUCCUCAAUAUACUGUGAGGCAUUCGUAAAUAUAGUUUUAUAGAUUUCACUCUGAUGUGUUUCAGUGGAUUUCUGUUGCUUUGGUAAAGCCGUAACUUCGUGAACAAAAAAUAUGCCAAUAUUUUGCUUUUUCUUUUUUUUUUUUUUUUUCCCCAAGACACUUUUAUGACUUUUUGCUGCUGUAUUUUAGACGGAUAGAACUGGAAGUCUUCGGUACACAUUCCUCUGUAGCUCUACUUCUAGUAGUAUGCUCAAUGCUAGGUCGCCCCUCGACUGAAGAUGCCAUUGUUUGAAUGCAUCCUGGCUUUGCCGUUUUCCCACCGAAUUCCUCAUUCCAUCCAUCAGUCGCCAGGUUUAAUAUCUGUGUGACGACUGCUGACAGCACAAGGGUUAAAUAUUACCUAGAACGCCCUAUGGGUUACAACUUGAAAACUUUUAAUGUAGGUCAGUACCUUAAACCGUGAUCUCCUUAAAAUAUGUGAAGCCCGGAAAUAAAAGUGAAGUUAGCAGACAUUUGUUAUAAAAUCACAGGAACUGUUAUUAAUAAGCAGAUUUUUUACCGGGGGAAAUGUACGUGUGAGCAGUAAAAUUAAUUACAGAAUCAAUUCAAAUGUUUCCGUUCUGGAGUUGGCCCUGUUGGCUGAUUUGCAUGAUUAGCCACUCCCAUUAAUUAACGCCACUGAUUUAAGUGUAGUUAAUUUGUCUCAAGGACCUAAAAUUUAGGAUUUAUACAGCGGUAUUUUGAGCCUAUGAUGAUUAAAGAACGAUGGGAUUAUUAGUUUAAACAUAGCGGGAGACUGCAAUGGACACCUCCGCGCUAAUCUACUUGUGCAAACUGAUGUGAAGACAUUGUAACAUAAGUGCCACUGAAAUCAACGGAGCAAAUUAAUGCAGAAGUCAUAGUAAAUCAGCCAAAAUGGCCACCGCAGAGGUUAGCAUUUGGAGAACCCCCGUUUUAAAUCUCUCGCAGGACAAGAACAUUUCAUUCUGUUGUAGGUAAAAUAUACUCUCAUGUGAUAGUGUCAGCGUGGCAUGUAGUGGUAUAGAACAACACACUUAUUAAGAACCGUAAUCAUUUUAAAAUAUUUUAGCUCAUAUGUUAGAUAUGUAAUAGUAUUUAUUAUUUUUUUUUAAAAAGACAAAAAAAACUGGGCAAAAUGUCAUUUAAGCCUUUUCAGCCCUUCUACAACAAAAUGGCUGCUUCCAGGAAGUGGAUUUUGUUGCCAAAAUAAGAUCAUUCAGCAGAGAGAAUGGAGAUAGUGUACUUCUUAAUGCAACAAUUUUUUAUUUAUUUAUUUUUUUAAAUGAUUUCCUUUUAACUCGUAAUGGCCAGGAAUACAUGUGAUGCACUGAGAUUUAAAUUAUUAAGAUUAUGCCAAAAAAAAUAAAUAAUAUAUAUAUAAAAUAAAAAAUCCCAUUGUGGUUAUGUACGGUCAAAGACCAUAAAAUAUUUCUGACUUUGAGACGCAAUAAAUACCUUUCACAAAACAUGCACUUUAAUUGUUACAGCUGGCAACAUAAAUGGUAUAAUUGGGGGUAUUCUGUUUACUAUCUAGAUAAUUAUUCACAAAUAUUGAGUUCAUACAUUUUUUUUUUUCCCCUCCAAAAUGUAGCAUUUCUUUGUUUAACCCUUCUGCUACCAGUGAAGUCAAAACCACAAAUCAGGAGACUUUGUGAAUGCCAUCCACACCCUUAUUUAUGUAUGUGAUUUGUGAUAUAUGUUGCACUUCCAGUAUGUUUAAGUACUGAAUGUAAGGAGGCGUUUCCUUUUCAUUGACUGCCUUCCGCGCGGUUCCAAUAUUGUGCAUGAAUUUUGGGUUUUGUGCCUUCAAACUGUAAGUGAUCUGCAUCUCUAUUUUGUACAUGUUCCUUGAUGGAUUUGUUGGCAUUUUUCAUACCUUGUAAAUGUGUAAAUAAACUAGAGAUUUGUAUCCCUUGUGCCACAUCUAUAAUUAAAAAUAAAAAGACCUGCGUUAUUUUUACAGGUUGUAGUAUUGUUGCUGCUUGACGGAAUGAUUUUUAGAUGGUCGGAAAAAAAAUUCAGAAUCUUUGUACGAAUACCUAGAACGUGCAAUAAGAUGCUGAGAGAGAUCCCGAAUACGUUUUAUUUAUUUUUUGAAUUUUGGCUAAAUUGUGGAGUUCUGUGAUCUAUUUGAA
This is a messenger RNA of Pelobates cultripes (western spadefoot toad), 27837 nucleotides long. The record is from the annotation of a GenBank genome assembly. NCBI's taxonomy places the organism in Eukaryota, Metazoa, Chordata, Amphibia, Anura, Pelobatidae.